Molecule: messenger RNA, 2484 nt
Organism: Venustampulla echinocandica
Lineage: Eukaryota; Fungi; Ascomycota; Leotiomycetes; Helotiales; Pleuroascaceae
Exons: 1
Coding region: 1-2484 (827 amino acids)
Molecular function (GO): protein binding
Source: RefSeq, a predicted model, not a curated record
AUGCUUAUACGAGCGGAACUGCUGCCCAGACGGUGGCCAACUAUAGAACUGCCCGUCCUCCAAUUUUUAGCGCCCCGGGUCUUCCAGCUAUGGCCAUACCAGCACGGUUCACGUCGAAACUAUUCCGCAUCUCAACCUGUUCAGCGCGAUGAGGGUAUCGAUGGGUCUCUGUCGGAAUCUGCCUUUGGGCAUGAAAAUGAAAAUUGGCAGCAGGGUUGGAAGCAAGAAUCAUGGAGGCAGAAGUCGGUCGAGCCACCGGCGGGAGGCAGACGGGGUGUCAGGCGCUCUGGGCUUGUCAGACAUGUCCACGCGAAAAGAGGCAUUUUACCAAGAAAGAAGGGGGGCCUAAAUGAGGCCGAACGAUAUUUUUCCCAUCUAGAAAUCUUCCGGCAGUCUCCUCGCCGACCUCAAAAAACGUACCAGCGGUACGGCCUCCGAACUCAUGCGCCGAAAGUCAGCAGUUUGCAGAAUCCAUAUCCUUGCAAGGACGACCCGUCGCCUAUGCCCAUAUCGUUUCUACGAUCUUGCUAUCGUGUCUAUAGCAAAUAUCCUCCAUCGAAAGGCCGAGACAUGCGAUGGGAUCUGGUAACAGAGUUGAUUAGUAUGAGCACCUCCACUUCCAUACGCGAGAGAUGGAGGGAGGCUAUCCCACAUAGCGGUCCGUGGAUGGCAGUCAUAGCAAUAGCCAUGAGAGACUAUCCCCACAAGGCCCUGAAAGUCCUGAGCGGUACCUAUACAGACCCAUACCCUCCUGCUCCUGUUGUGGCCGACAGUCUUGACUUUAUCAUUUGGUAUUAUCUCGAUGGUACGAAACCAACUAGUGAUGGACCCAGCGUCUAUCUCUACAAGACAAUAACCAAAUUAUUACGGCAUGGUCCCCCAGAUUACGUGUAUCUGUCACAUCCUUCUAUACUCCUCCUCCUAUCACGUGUACCAACAGCCGAUCAUGUGGUAGAACUCUACCGGUCCCUAGAAGAAAUAAACAAUCCUUUUACGGCCGACACGCUUGCACAUUUUGCUUCUCGCCUAGCCGACUCGGGCCCAGCCUACCAGAAUAUAGCGUUUGAGAUUCUUCGGAGGAUUGGCGAUCUAAAAGAACCCUUCAAUUCCGGCAAAAUGAGGAGUAUUUGCACAACUAUGCUUCUAAACUCGAGCCGAGACGGGAAAGUCAGCCAUUCGGAGAUGUUUGAAUACAUGAUGAAGUGCGGAUUGGUACCGAAUGGCAUCAUAUAUAACGUUGUACUUUCGAAGAUGCUGGAAGCCGGGGAUUCUGUAGGAGGUUGGCGGCUCUACCAAAGGAUGAAGAACCAUGGGCCCAGGCCGAGUAACCGUACAUACUCAAUAUUGUUGAAUGAUGCUAAAUGUAGAAUGGAUACGAAUGACAUUCAGCGGGUGCUUACAGUUGUGAAAAAGAGUCAGAUUCGAAAUCGGUUCAUUGUCGCGGAUGCCCUUCAUUCAAUAUUACAUUUCGAUAAACAAGAGUCUUUACGAGCACUAUACGAAGCAGAACCCGAGCCUUACGAGACAAACCGCCGCCGCCCAACAUCCUUGGAGAAGAUGCUCCCAAUUUACUGCGAAUACUUCAGUUUUACACCCUUGGCGAAUCUCCUACCUGGGUUGGCGCAGCGGUUCCCCGAGUUCGUGGAACCACAAGAUUGCCCACGAUUAAUCCCAAUCCGCCCGCCUCCAGUGAUCAUUGUAAUUAUGGUCACUGCAUUUCUGAAGGAUUGCGUAGACCCAAAAUCACCAAAAGCGUUCUAUACCCAUUGGUGCAAAUUGGCACGGGAUGGAGAUCCACUUUUGAUUGCGCUCUCUAAAGUCCGUGACGGCUUCUAUUUUGUUCAUGUCUUUAACUUGGUCCUCAUGGCAUUAGGUCGUCAUGCUAUCAAUUUACCAACUUGUUUGAAGAUCAUCGGGGAGAUGAGUUCUUCAGGAAUUGGGCCCGCAGCUGGGGCAGAGCCAGCGGGAGUGAACAAGCCGGAACCUGUAUUGCGGCUGCCGAAGCCAGGUGUUGGUACUUGGAGCGUUCUCGCCCAAAUCUUCAUGGCCCAACGCCAACCACGGGCUGCCGAGAAAGUCCUCGCAAUGAUGAGGGAGCGAGGAAUACCACCCAACGAUGUCACGUGGAACAUCUUGAUAGCAGGCUACGUAAGAAUGCAGAACAUGCCGAUGAUAAUCGAUGCGGUGGAUCGAAAAGAACGCGCAGGCUGUCCACAUGAUCGGAUAACCUUUUCGAUAUUGAGACGCGUGGAGGAUCGGAGAUCGCUUUUCGAGGGCCUGCAGAAGAAGCAGAUGGAGACACUCCAGAGUUACCUAUUGGAGCAAGAGACUAGCGAGGGAGAAGGUAAAUCGGAUGAUAAGUUAGAAGAGGAUGUUGAUAGGGAGCAUGUUGAUGACGAGGAGCUUGUGGUUGAGGACAUGCCAUCUGCAAGUUGGUAUAGGACAUCUCUCGCCCCACUGGGUGAGAGUAAGAAUCAAGUAUAG